Mangifera indica (mango) is the source of this 1486-nucleotide messenger RNA. Its product is annotated as deoxyhypusine synthase. Lineage: Eukaryota; Viridiplantae; Streptophyta; Magnoliopsida; Sapindales; Anacardiaceae. The coding region runs from base 221 to 1471 and encodes 416 amino acids. Gene Ontology annotation, molecular function: deoxyhypusine synthase activity. The record is from RefSeq and is a predicted model, not a curated record. The transcript is spliced from 8 exons. Gene Ontology annotation, biological process: peptidyl-hypusine biosynthetic process. Gene Ontology annotation, cellular component: cytoplasm.
GGUCUUCAUGUCAACGAAAACCGAAAAAAAAAAAAGGUUUGGACUGAAAAAUUGUAAAUAAAGUUUAGUCAAUAUCCUGUAACUCCCCAUAAUUUUGGUAAGAUCAUAACUUUUAUAAAUAAUAAGCUACGCAAAGAAAACGUGUCUAAAACCUUACAGGCCGUCAACAGCAUAAACCCUUUUGUGGUUUCUUGAAAAUUAACUGGAAAAAGAAGGCGCCAUGGAAGAUCAUCUUUUAGCCUCAGUGCACUCUACGGUUUUCAAAGAGUCUGAAUCCCUGGAAGGGAGAUGCACUAAAAUUCAGGGUUAUGAUUUUAAUCAAGGUGUUAAUUACUCUCUUCUUCUGAAAUCUAUGCUCUCCACGGGCUUUCAAGCUUCUAAUCUCGGAGACGCCAUUGAAGUGGUUAAUCAAAUGCUAGACUGGCGGCUUUCUGAUGAGGCUACAGCUGAAGAUUGUGACGAGGAGGAGAAGGACCCGAAUUAUAGACAUUCAGUUAGAUGCAAAGUGUUUCUGGGUUUUACUUCCAAUCUUAUUUCUUCUGGUGUUCGAGAUACGGUUCGCUAUCUUGUUCAGCACCAUAUGGUACAUGUAGUGGUCACAACUGCAGGUGGUAUCGAGGAAGAUCUCAUAAAAUGCCUUGCACCCACUUAUAAAGGAGAUUUUUCUCUACCUGGAUCUCAAUUAAGGUCAAAAGGAUUGAAUCGCAUUGGUAAUCUGUUGGUUCCCAAUGAGAACUACUGCAAAUUUGAGGAUUGGAUCAUUCCAAUUUUCGACCAAAUGUUGAAAGAACAAGUUGAAGAGAAAGUAUCCUGGACACCAUCUAAGGUCAUUGCUCGGCUGGGAAAAGAAAUUAAUGAUGAGAAUUCAUAUCUUUACUGGGCAUACAAGAACAACAUUCCAGUCUUUUGUCCAGGUUUAACUGAUGGCUCACUGGGGGAUAUGUUGUACUUCCAUUCCUUCAAGAGCCCUGGCUUGAUUAUUGAUGUCGUGCAAGAUAUCAGGGCCAUGAAUGGUGAAGCUGUUCAUGCAAGUCCAAGGAAAACAGGGAUGAUAAUUUUAGGAGGUGGUCUACCUAAGCAUCAUAUUUGCAAUGCCAAUAUGAUGCGUAAUGGUGCAGAUUAUGCUGUCUUCAUCAAUACUGCCCAAGAGUUUGAUGGUAGUGAUUCUGGAGCUCGUCCUGAUGAGGCUGUGUCAUGGGGAAAAAUUCGCAGCUCAGCUAAGACAGUGAAGGUGCAUUGUGAUGCAACUAUUGCUUUUCCUCUGCUGGUUGCUGAAACAUUUGCCUCAAGGACAAUGCAGUGUGAAGCUGCUGCCUGCUGCGCUUGUAGAAGGAAAAUAUUGAUAUUCUUGGAUGCCAGUCAUUUAAUUGCCAUAUGUUGUAACUUAUACGGAGUACUUGAAGCUUCUUAUGAAUGCCAAGCAUUUUCUUUUCACCCUCUUGACCUAACUGGAUGGAAUAAAACUAUGUGAAUGAACAAAUUAUAC